AUGGAGGAAGUGUGGAAAGAUAUUAGCCUGGCUUCUCUAAGUGACCACCCUGUUGAUUCCAUCCUCUCCACCAGAACCAAGAACCCGAACUUUCCAAGCAUGAUCCUUCUGGACUUUUUGGCUACACCCAUCAAUAAAGAACCUCCAACUCCAAGAACAUCAGGUGUCUCCUCCAAUGACACAUCUUCUACUGAAGGACCUGCCCCUUUUGUCCCCGGCACAAUAUUGAGCUUGAAAUUUGGGUUCGGGUCGGCCUGCCGAUGCACAGAGAGUGCUGACCCCAUAAGGCCAAACCUAGAGGUCAACGCUCGUGCCGGUGUUCCUGCGGCUCUAUCUUUUUCUUUUUCUCACAAUUCUGGUUUUCGUGGUUUCGGUUCUCCUAAAGCUUUCCCUUCUUUUUGCACAAAAAGGGCUCCUAAAAGUAGCGAAAACUCCAACGAUCGGCGGCGUAAACGCAUGAUGAAGAACAGAGAGUCAGCUGCUCGGUCUAGAGCUAGAAAACAGGCAUACACUAGCGAGUUGGAGCUUGAAGUUGCUCAUUUACAGGAAGAAAAUGCUAAGCUUAGAAGGCAGCAAGAGAAGAUAUUGGCAACUCGAGAUCAGGUUCCAAAAAAGAAUACUCUAAGUAGAACGUCAACAGCUCCAUUCUGA
This is a messenger RNA of Gossypium arboreum, 651 nucleotides long. RefSeq names its product protein FD-like. Gene Ontology annotation, cellular component: nucleus. Gene Ontology annotation, molecular function: DNA-binding transcription factor activity. NCBI's taxonomy places the organism in Eukaryota, Viridiplantae, Streptophyta, Magnoliopsida, Malvales, Malvaceae. The coding region runs from base 1 to 651 and encodes 216 amino acids. Gene Ontology annotation, biological process: positive regulation of DNA-templated transcription. The transcript is spliced from 3 exons. The record is from RefSeq and is a predicted model, not a curated record.